ACAGCAAGAAUAAUUGGAGCUGUUGCCAUGUACAGCUGUAGUAAUGGUUACCAGUUGUCCGGUGUGAUGACAAGGACCUGUGAGGAUGGUCCCAGUGGAGGGGAGUGGACUGGAUCAAUCCCAAGUUGUAAAGCCAUCUGCCCUGCCCUACCUGCAUUCACCAAUGGAAUGAUCAGCUACAGUACAUCGGGUACUGCCAUACUAGAGGGAGAUGUGGCUACACACACGUGUCAUGAAGGUUAUCGACCAUCUAGCGAGGUCAGUAGAAGUUGUCAGUCUGACAAAACUUGGAGUGACGAAGCUAUUACUUGUCAAGCAAUCUGUGAUGAUCUCACCCUCGCCCAUGGAGUGAUUAGCUAUAGUCCAUUUACUACUCCCAUACUGGAGGGCACUGUGGCUACACACAGCUGUGAUGAGGGAUACGGACUGUCUCCUAACGUGAGAACAAGAACAUGUCAGCCUGACAGGACGUGGAGUGGAGAAGACAUCAUUUGCCAAUCUAUCACAUGUCCACCUCUCACUCACCCCCAUGGCUCGGUACUCCACUUUUUUCCUGAACCACCAUACCCCUUUGGGACACAAGCACAAUACUUGAGGAUAGCUUGUCCUGAGGGUACACAGAGAAGAGGAGGAAAUAAUAUAAGGAAUUGUACUGGUGAUGGUCAUGGUACUGUGGGGGUGUGGAAUGGAACUGCUCCCAUUUGUGCAGGUCAACCUGUUUUUCUGUCACUUCAAGGAAUAUCGUAUUCUACUAACAAUAGUAACAUUCUAGUGACAGGAAUUGGAACCUCACAAGAGUCUUCCCUGAACUGUCACACUGACUCAACCACCUGCUGUAGGGAUAGGGACAAUCCACAAGGAGGUUCAGGAGAGUGGCUGUUUCCUAAUGGAACAAGGAUUACUGAAAAUAGUAUCGUUGGUGAUAGAUUUUACUGGGUCAGAAACCUCCAAGCUGUCAGACUCUAUCGUCGAGGUGAUGUCCAGACUCCACUAGGAAGCUACUGUUGUAGAAUACCUAAUCGCCAUGGUAAUGUUGUGAGUGUUUGUGCUAAUCUUAUAGACAACAUUAUUCGAUGUUCCUCUGACUCGGUGAUGGCUCCCACUAAUGGGAUGGUCUCAUACUCUAGUCCAUCAGAAAGUAAUAGUUACGUGUACGGAACAGUGGCAACCUUCUCCUGUUCCACUGGUUUUAGUCUUGAUGUUACUUCAACUAGAACAUGUGAUACUGAACAGGGAACAUUUAGUGGCACAACCCCAUCUUGUAUAGGAAUUACCUGCUCUACUGGCCCUGGUGAUGUUACCAAUGGAGUGAUUGUUUACUCCAGUGACACAACUCCACGUGCACCUUAUAACUAUGGAACCACAGCUACGUAUCAAUGUGACACUGGGUAUGAGGUAACAAGUGGAAACAGUGAGAGGACUUGUACUGGUGAUGGUAGCAGUUCAGUGGGAGAGUGGAGUGGAACUACUGCAGCUGUUUGUUCAGACAUUGAUGAAUGCUCUGGUACUGCUCAUGGCUGUGAUCAGAUCUGCACCAACACUCCUGGAUCAUACACUUGUGACUGCAACUCAGGAUAUCGACUUGCUGCUGGUGGAAGAGGAUGUGAUGAUAUUGAUGAGUGUUAUGAAAUGUCCAACAUCUGCCACCAAGUGUGUACCAACACUGAGGGAUCAUUCACUUGUGAAUGUGAGGCAGGAUAUGUGCUGGACACUGACAGAGCAUCAUGUUCUGGUAUCACCUGCUCUGAAUCUGCUGUCCACAGUGAUAUUGCUGGCAAUGGGAUGAUUAUCUACUCCAGUGGCAGCACAACUCCACCCUUUGACUAUGGAACAACAGCUACGUAUCAAUGCAACAACGGAUAUAGCAUAGCGAGUGGAGACAGUGAGAGGACCUGUACUGGUGAUGAUAGGAGCACAGUGGGAGAGUGGAGUGGUGCUGCUCCUCAAUGUUCACCUGUGGACUGUGGGACUCCUCCGUCUAUUAUCAAUGGAUCUCCUGGGAUACCAACAACCACAACAUUCACAGGGACAGUGACCUACAGCUGUAAUGAUGGCUAUGCACUCUUUGGGAUUGCUACAAGUACUUGUCAGGCAAAUACAACCUGGAGCAAAGCACCAGAAUGCAGAGGUGCCAAUAUUACUGGUAUCCAAUCUGGUGUGCCCAUCUUAAUUGGAGGUUCUGUUACCAUCACCUGCACCACUGACUCUCCUGCUGACUCAGUAAUGUUGCUCCAAGAUGACCAACCUCUUCAUGAAACUCAUCAGUCAACCAGUUUGACCUAUACUUUCUCUCUCGUGACUGACAGCAUCCAUGGAAACACCUUCAAAUGUGAAGCAAAUUUAACAGGCAGAACCUACUUUUCAGACACUGCCUUUGAUAUGAUUACCAUUUUCAUUCAAGUUCCCCAACAACCUAUUACCAUUAGCCUCAGACCAUCUGACCCUUCAACUCCACACGUUGGACAGUUGUACAGUCGAAUUUGUGCUGUGUCUAAGUUGCCCGGACUAACUCGUAUACCAAUUACCCAGUGGAUGAAGGUUACCACGAAGACUGAGAGAAUCGGCAUGCCCACUCCUAAUGAAGCUGCUCUUGAGUUAUCUCCACUGAGAACCUCAGAUGCUGGCAGAUACCGUUGUCAGGGUAACCUCACUACUACCGUUCAACCUGAACUCCUUUCAGACAUCAGUGAUUUUGAUUUAAUUACUCAAAUACCAAGACUAGCAGUGACAAUCUCAAGGUCUCCCUCUAGUUCACCCUUGUUUGCUAACCGCAGUGUGGUAACAUUUAUGUGUCAAGUGUCUAUACAUGAAGAUAUCGAUACUCCCGUCACUUUGAGCUUGACUUGGACUCGUGAGGUUUAUAGUGAUGAAGAUGAUACAACUACUGAAGUGAUCAUGGUGAAUAGUACAACCAAAGUGAUUGAGAGAAGAUGGACCUAUAAUGACUUUAGUUCAAUAGACCAGAGAGUGACUUGCAAUGGAACAAUUAGUUCAGCUAGCAGUUUUAUUCAAGGCAAUAGAGGAAUGGAUGAAAACACCUUAUCUGUUGCUGGUGUGUUUCUGAUGUUCAACAACAGUGUACUACUUGAGGACAACACUGUACCAGUGAGAGAUAUACGUGUCAUACAGUGUCACUCUGACAAGACAGGUACAUUUGAUGAAGACCAACACGGGUGGACUUUCCCUAAUGGCAGCAAAGUUGUGGAUACAGAUGCACUGGCUAUUGCAAUACGGGAAGGAAAACAGCUGGCACUCACUCGACUAGGAAACACGUUCUUGCCAGCUGGAGAGUAUUGUUGCAAGGCUCAAGAUGCCAGAGGAACCAGCCACACCCUCUGUGUGCAUGUGGAGCGAAGUCGCUCAGUGUUGUUCCAGCUCAGACUCACCAACAUCAACCACUGUCCUGACUGGGUCGAGCAGCCAGACAGGAUAAGUGCUGUCACUGAAGCACUGGUGUCUGAGAUCCAGGGCCAUUGUCAAUGUUCCUUCGCUCUUAGUGAUAUCCAAGAGCCAUCCUUUCAAUGCUUUCCAGAGUCAAACCAAGCUGUAACAUUCCGUGCUGUCACUACUUCCUCCUUCAUUGAUGGUAUAUCACGCUGGAUUGCUGAGGUUGGUUUACUGAGAGUACAGAUGGUUAUCAUACGAGUGGACAAGUCUUGUCAUGUGGAGAUAUCUAGCCUUGCGGACACAGAGUGCACUGCAGGGAGCAGCGACAUAGCCACUGUGGUCGGUGGAGUGGUUGGGGUGGUCAUUGUGGUUGGCAUUGUUAUCAUAGUGAUUGCUGUACUGGUGUUCAAGAGCAGGAGAGAGAAGCUAACUGUCCAAAGAACAACAAAACCUGACCUACCAGUGUCGCUAAAGGGUGUGGUCAGUACUGGUGAGAUACAACCAUACGAGAUGAUUGAAAUGGGUCAUGAAUACGAGGAAGUGUCCAAGUUCCAACGAGCCGUUGGUGGAGAGUAUGAGAUCAUUGGUGCACCCUCACAGACAACUGGCUCCGAGAACAAGGCUCCUAUAAAGACUGAGCCAUCACUGCCCACUCCACCCACACCACAACCCACACAAGCAACUAAAGCUGCCGGAAAUGAUAUCAAGUUUACAGAGUCCGUUGCUUAUAGCACAACCACCCAUAGUCGCCCCCCACAACCUACAAGCUUUUGAACACUGAAAUACCCU
Molecule: messenger RNA, 4176 nt
Organism: Halichondria panicea
Lineage: Eukaryota; Metazoa; Porifera; Demospongiae; Suberitida; Halichondriidae
Exons: 17
Coding region: 28-4161 (1377 amino acids)
Molecular function (GO): calcium ion binding
Source: RefSeq, a predicted model, not a curated record